Messenger RNA from [Candida] anglica, 2332 nucleotides. Lineage: Eukaryota; Fungi; Ascomycota; Pichiomycetes; Serinales; Debaryomycetaceae. The record is from the annotation of a GenBank genome assembly.
CUUUUCUGCAGAGUACUGACUAUGUCACUACCGUUGACUAGAGACUUGAUGGAGAAGAUCCUAUCUGCACCAACCUUAUAUAACCAUAACUAUGACCAAUUUGCAGAGAUUGAAAAUGACGUGCAGCUAUUAUUAGAUUGGCUUGAUCCAUGUUUUCCAUCACCACAGAAUGUCUUUAUUGAACCAACCCCAAGAGUGAAACUGGCCAUACGAAGCUGUUUGAAGGAUGAUAGAAGUCAAUUGGAUUUUAUCCAUCUCUACAAUAACUCUAUCACCACCAUGUUCAGGGAACAUUCGCAGGUGUUUGUACAAGAAAACUUUCUUGAUCUUGUGAAAACAAUUCAUCAGAUCAAACAAUACUAUGAAGAGUACUUGAGAUAUUUGAAUUUGGGCCAGCUUGCUGCAAACCUCUUUGAACGUAACUUGAAUGCUCUAUUCUAUACUCAUCUUUUGGACUCAGAUAAUGAUUUCACUCUGAUUAUGCGACAGUAUUUCUCAUCUUCACUUUUUAGUAGUGUCCAAAAAUCACAACUUACACAAUGCAUAUCAAUACUAUACUCGUGUGGCCUUCGGGAUGAGGUCAAUGGUCACAUAGUUCUGAUUUCUAUUGAACGAAUAAAGACAUAUAUCCACGGCGUAUGCUCUGGCGUGUGGGAUAAACCUGUUCUCAAUCAAAUCAAUGAUUGGGUGAGAUUGGAACUAUAUAUUUAUUUCAGCAUCAUUAUCCCUAAAUCCGAACUAGAUCUGCAAUAUCUUUCUGAUUUAACGAAGAUAGCCCAUGACGAGUUGGUUCUGUUACGUAUUCUGGAAAUAUUCGACAUUGUAUUGGACUUUCCACAUUCUCAAAUAGCGCUUGAUGAACUUCACCGUUGUAUCUUACCAUCUAGAAAUAUCGGUGAUAGUUAUCUUUUGGCAUCAUUAUCUGUUCCACUCUUAUCAUCACAAUCGUUUCAAAGAGAGAAAUUAGUCAAUAAGUUUAUCGAAAUGUGUCAAGAUCGCAUAUUACAUUCAGGUGCCGAUACAAUCGAUGUAGUCAUUUGUUAUACAUCAACAAUAAAGUCCUUUUUGAUUAUAGAUCCAAAGGGUGUUAUUCUUGAUAAGGUAGUGAGGCCAAUAAGACGAUACCUCAAAACAAGAAGUGAUAUAAUAUCAAAGUUGGUCCAUGGUUUAUUGGAUGAUAGUAAGAACAAUCGUUUAAUUGAAUUAGCAAUGGAACUACGUAAAAUUCCUCAAAAAAAUCCAACAAAUGAUGAUUUAGAUUUAAAUUGGAUUCCAGAUCCAAUCGAUGCCUUACCUGAUUUCAAAAAGGGGAAGGUCAGUGAUGUGAUUGAAUCCUUGGUCUCGAUAUUUGAUCUGAAAGUGGUUUUUACUAAUGAAUUCACUCAAUUAUUUGGACACAAACUUUUAAAUCUUCGAGAUUAUGAUGUUUCUGAUAUCGUAGAAAGUUUAAAAUUAUUGAAGCUUAGAUUUGGAGAAAACAAAUUUACCACUUUGGAAAUUAUGAUAAGAGACAUUAUUGAUAGUAAGCAAACAAACGAGAAUAUUUUCCAAGGAAAGAAGACCAGUAUGGGUACUGUUUACCAUCCAAAGAUUCUAUCACAUAUGUAUUGGUCUAUGCUUACUGAGGAAGAAUUAAAAAUCCCUGAACAUAUCGAAAAACAAUUUCAGGAAUACAGCAAAUAUUACAGGGAUGUUAAAUAUGGACGUGGUCUUAAAUUGGUUCCGAGUUUAGGAUUAGUCAAGCUUGAAUUAGAGUUUGAAAAUGAUGUUAAGGCAUAUUUUGAAGUAAGUCCCUCAGAAGCCACUGUCAUUUAUUUAUUUGAUGGGAAGAAUCAGUUAACAACUAAUGAAAUAUGUGAAAAGACUGGGAUGAAUACUUAUAAUGCACUUAAGGCGGUAGAAUAUUGGAUUUCUCGUGAAAUCCUUAUAGAAAUAUCAAAAGAUGUAUUUGCACCAACCUUAGUUGCUCCAAAGCAGCUGUUAGAUGAAGGCAGUUCCUCAUCACGUCUGGGAAGCACGGUAUUUGCCCAUAAAUUUGCUAGUAUUGAUACGAUUUGGCCAUUUAUCACUGGAAUGCUCACCAAUCUAGGACCCUUGCCAGUGGUUAAAAUACAAUCUUUUUUGAACAUUACAGUGCCCAAGGAACAACAAGAACUUUAUUCUCAAUCCAAUGUUUCGUUGACCGAGUACUUGGAUUGGUGUAGAGAAGAAGGGCGAUUAGAAAUGACUGGCUCCCUAUACAAGAUUAAGAAAUAGUUAUAAACUUUAUGAAAUAAUUGCUACUAUGUUCCUUUCUAGAUAUUUUGCUUGAUAUACCUAUGUACUUUCAUAU